ACUAGGAAGCGCGCAGUCACCGCUUUGAUCCGCGCGCACCAACCUACCAACCGGCUAGCGAGGAGCUCUCUCUUGGAUCCCCCUCUUUCUCUCCCCGCCUUGCUCCCUCUUUAUUCCUCCACAUAUAUUCGGUACCGGGUAUUCCGAGGAUAAAUGUAAUCGGAGCUCACAGUGGGGAGACGCUAUUGUCGCUUUUCCCCCAUGGAGGACUGUUGUUCCCCGGAAAACGAGAGGAUGGAAGCGUGGCUGGACGACCACUUGGAGUUCACCCAUUCCUACUUUGUCAGAAAGGCGUCAAGGGAGAUGGUGAAUGCCUGGUUUGCUGAACGCAUCCAUUCCUUUCAGCCAUCUGUGUCCAAAGAAAAUCCUUCACAGCAGCGAGCCCACCAGUCCACCACUGACCUUGGCCCACCCUGUGCCUCCACCAUCCUCCCACCUACCCUCAGCCACUUGGACAACCGCUGUCCAUCCCCAGCUACAGUCCCCAGCCCGGCCCCUGGUACACCAACUCGCAAAAUCUCAGCGUCAGAGUUUGACCGCCCACUCAGACCCAUUGUGGUUAAAGACUCAGAGGGCUCUCUGACAUUUUUGAGUGACGCUGACCGUGAAAUUGUCCCUGUCAGGGGCUUGGUGAUGGGUGAGGGUGGUAUUGGUGGGGGAGGUGGGAAUGGAGGUGGUGGUGGCCUUGAGGGUGACCGCUGUGCCAGGCUGCUGGAGCUGGUGAAGGAUGUGUCGAGUCAUCUGGAUGUGACAGCGCUCUGCCAUAAGAUCUUCCUCCACAUCAAUGAGCUAAUUGCUGCAGACCGCUACUCACUGUUUCUGGUGGGUGAGGAUAGCUCCAACAGGAAGUUCUUGGUCAGCCGGCUGUUUGAUGUGGCAGAAGGAACCACUCUGGAAGAAUCUUCCAGUAACUCCAUCCGACUGGAAUGGAACAAAGGGAUUGUGGGACAUGUAGCUGCUACGGGACAACCACUCAAUAUCAAGAAUGCUUACGAGGACCCCAGGUUUAACGCUGAGGUCGACCAUAUCACAGGUUACAAAACCCAAAGUAUCCUUUGUCUGCCUAUCAAGAACCACAGAGACGAGGUAGUUGGAGUGGCUCAGGCUAUAAACAAGAAAUGCGGGGACGGUGGAGCCUUCACUGAGCAGGAUGAAAAGGACUUCUCAGCUUAUUUGGCGUUUUCAGGCAUUGUACUACACAACGCACAGCUGUACGAGACGUCGCAGCUGGAAAACAGACGCAAUCAGGUGUUGCUGGACCUGGCCAGUCUGAUCUUUGAGGAGCAGCAGUGUCUGGAGGUUUUACUGAGAAAGAUUGCAGGAACCAUCCUGUCCUUCAUGCAGGCCCAGGCUUGUACCGUCUUCAUCGCUGACGAAGACUCAAUGAACACUUUCUCCAGUGUCUUUCAUAUGGACUAUGAGGAACUGGGUGAAGUCCUAGAUGCUGCCAAAAGGGGCCACGAUAACAGUCAGAUUAACUAUAUGUACGCCCAGUAUGUUAAAAACACCAUGCAGCCUCUGAACAUUGCCGAUGUCACCAAGGACCAGCGCUUUCCUUGGACGAGUGAAAACCCAGAUCACUCUAGCAAUCAGAUAAAGAGUUUGCUCUGCACUCCCAUCAGGAAUGGCAAGAAGGACAAAGUCAUUGGUGUUUGUCAGUUGGUGAACAAAAUAGAUGAAGUGUCAGGCAGCGUCAAGCCAUUCAACAGAAAUGAUGACCAGUUCCUGGAGGCAUUUGCCAUUUUCUGUGGUCUCGGCAUCCAAAAUACACAGAUGUAUGAAACUGUAGAGAGAGCUAUGGCCAAGCAAGAGGUCACUCUGGAGGUCUUGUCGUAUCAUGCCUCUGCUGCAGAUGAAGAAUCACGGGAUCUCCAGGUAGCUGAAUUAGCAACCAUUCCAUCAGCCCAGUCGCUCCAUCUUCUGGACUUCAGCUUCAGUGACUUUGACUUGUCAGAUACUGAAACCACGUUGGCUACUGUGCGGAUGUUUGUUGACCUCAACCUGGUCCAAAACUUUCAGAUGAAGUAUACGAGUUUAUGUCAGUGGAUUAUGAGUGUGAAGAAGAACUACAGGAAGAAUGUGGCCUAUCAUAACUGGAGACAUGCCUUCAACACAGCCCAGUGCAUGUUUGUGCUCCUCAAGUCAGGGCACUUACAGAGCUAUAUGAGUGAUUUGGAGGUGCUGGCUCUAAUGAUUGCAACACUCUGCCAUGACCUGGACCACAGAGGAGUCAAUAACUCCUACAUACAGAGGAGUGACCACCCACUGGCCCAGCUGUACUGCCACUCCACCAUGGAGCAUCACCACUUCGAUCAGUGCCUCAUGAUCCUCAACAGCCCUGGAAACCAGAUCCUGAGUGGCCUUUCUCUGGACGAGUACAAGGCCACUCUGAAGAUGAUUGAAAGGGCUAUUCUGGCCACCGACCUCGCCCUGUACAUGAAGAGGCGAGGGGAGUUCUUUGAGCUCACCAAGAACAACCAGUUUGUUUGGGAGGAUGAACACCACAGAGACCUGCUGAGGUCAAUGCUGAUGACUGCAUGUGACAUCUCUGCCAUCACUAAGCCCUGGCCAGUACAAAAAAGGAUUGCAGAGCUGGUGGCCACUGAGUUUUUCGAGCAGGGGGAUAAGGAGAGGCAAGAGCUGAACAUUGAACCAAUCGACCUGAUGAAUCGUGAGAAAAGAGAUAAGAUACCGAGCAUGCAGGUGUCCUUCAUUGAUGCCAUUUGCAUUCAGUUAUAUGAGACCUUGGCUGGCUUUUCGGAGUAUUGCUCCCCGUUGUUGGAAGGAUGUCAGAAAAACCGGCAGCAGUGGAAGUGUUUAGCCGAGGAGUGUGAGAAGGGGCUUGUCAACGGCUUGGUGUGAUCCAAACACCAGUUUGGUUUUAUCCAACUCACAUUUCCAGAGUUCUACAUUUUCAACCUAUUCUCAUUAAAAUUAUCUAAUAGCAUAUUGCGUGGACUGACAGUGAGGUAGAAAAGUAAUUUUCCUACCAUGAAAAAAAAAUACUAGGUCUGAUAAUAGAAGAGGUCACUUGCCUUGAGCAGUCUUAAGAGUUUAAGACUUAAGCUAUUACAGUUGACAUGCCGCUGUCAGGUUUCACAGUUUGUCUUUCUUUUCCUUGUUGUAAUCUGGAGUUUACUCACCCAGCAAAGCGUUUGCCACAAGACAAGUCAGUUGACAUGUUGGUAAUCUGCCCAGACUUGGCAGCAAUUUUGCUGUCUCCCUGAGUAUCAGUAAUUCUUGUGAGUACUUUUCACAACAGAUAAAAAUAGAUAAACUAUGAAAUAACAUCAAAGUUGUACCCGUCCACACCCACUAUUGAACAUUCGUUAAAAAGUUGUAUGCUAGUUUUACGGCUAAGCCCUACCAUGAACAGGAAGGAAUGAAAUAUGUCCACAACAAGAAAUCAUUGUUUCUGAGGUCAUGCUCAUUUUAUCCUGUCAUCACCAUUUUUUCUCACUCACCAGAGAUAAUAACAAAGUCAGCACUAAGCUAUAUUUAUUACCAUAGACAUUGUUAUUUUUGCACAGAGUGGCUUUCAUAUUGAUGGUCUAACCUACACUAUCUGCGACAGGUAGUGAACUUUAGGGAACACUGAAUGGUUAAGCUGCAUACACAUUGGAAGCUCUACAUAUUUACUUCCAGGUAUUCUUUAUUCCUAUUGGUAGUUGCUUUGGUCGCUUGCCUAGAAGUUGAAAAAAAAUUAUCUUCCCUUAGCAAAUAGGAAAUGGUUAAUGGACUGAUUCUUACUUAGCGCUUUUCUAAUCUGCCUGAACAUUCAAAGAAUUUGAGUGUGGUUAUUUCACCUGUAAUCACUUGAAGUUGUGGGAUAUAAUUCACUUUCAAUGGUCUCUAUUCACUAUGUUCACUACGCUUCCAGUGUACAUGGAGCUUUGCAAAUCCUCAGAGAUUAGCACCAUUCUAGUGGGAUAAAGACAAUGCAAUUACUAUAUACUUUACAUAGUGUCACAAUAAUCUUAUAGACUUGUAAUAUGUCUUCACGGCACACGCACACACACACACUACGUGGAUUUGAGUCUUUCGUACAUUUUAUUCACUGUCUUAACUAUUGCAUAUUUAUUUUUGUUUUAUAUAUUUAUUAGAGUUUCUAUAUUGUAAGGUCAUUCUUUUGUCAAAGCACACAAUUAUUAUAUAGAAAAUGUUUUCAUAUGUGGAAAAAAAGAAUCCCAUGUCUUUUUUUUAUAGGACCUUUCUUAGGAACAACUCCUUCUUCUGAUGACAUUUGGAAAUGUACUGUAUUGUGUUAUUUGGAAUUUAGAUUUUCUAUUUUUCCAGCUGUAGGAAGAGCCAAAGACUAGAUCUGCGAUUUGAAAGGAAAAUGGAUCUAGAUAUUGCCACUGCCUUGUUGCGAUAAAGUACACAAUUCACAAUUUUACAGAACCACUUAUUUUUAUUUAUCCAUGUUUCUCCCUGUCCAGUAAUGCUGUUUAUACAUAGCAAUUUUACAAACUGAACGAUAGAGUAAUGUCUACAGAAUAUGAAGUAUGAUUUACUCACCGAGGGUGGCAUCUAGCUCUGAUACAUUGUGUGAUGCUGUGUAUAAUUUCUAUUUCUGUAAACCUGAUUUUCUGAUGGAUAAAUUUAAAAAUCUGUUCAAACAAGAUAUUUGCUACGAGGAAAAAGGAUUCUUUAACAUUUAGAGCCAUUUCUGUUGCACUACAAAGACUGAUUGAACAACAGAAUUUGGCAGAAAAUUUCAAAAUAUAACCCAGAAUGUAUCCAGGAGCAACUUUUUCAUUAGAUAAAGCUUUUAACUGUUUCAGCAUUUUGUGGUGUUUGGGUUCACUGCUGUCCACCCUUUAGAGACAGUGGUUUUCAGUCUGUAGUCAGAGGCGAGGUGUCAUCACCAACACAUUCAAAAGAACAAUCUGGUACCUUUGGACCUUGUGAAAUGCAGGUUUUUGCUGAUCCUGCAAGAAGGAACAAUUACUCCUCAAUAAAAGGGAUUUCAGCAUGUCCACACUAGGAAUAAAUAGAAAAUGCAACACAUUACUAUGACAUUUUUCUGUACACCUAGAGUGUUUUUUAAUAUCUAGUUUUGAAGGAUGUUACCAUUACCUGGCAUAACAUUACUUUACUUCAGAACUUCUCUUUUUUUUUAUGCAGAAAAGAAAAGUCCUGAAAUGUUUCGGUAAAUGAAACUGCUGAAUCAGCAGAACUGGUAAAACAGUUAAAUGUCCAGCCAAUAAACUGUUGAUGAGGAGUCACAGAGGUCUGGAAGCCACUACCGUACAAGGGAGGGCAGCAGAUACUUUCUGAAUACAUCUCACUGAAAAAAAUAAUGUAGGAGGAUGCAUAAGGACUUAGGAAAAGAGAAGAGCAGUGAGAACGGAUUUGAUCUGUUCGGUACAGUGGAAAUAAAAAGGCUUCUAUUGGAUAACAGUAUGAUAACAUUGUUGCAUAAGAGCAGUGGGAUCUGGCAGAACAUAUUUCACCCUCUGCUUUAAAGUACAGAUUAUUCUUUUUAGUUACAGGGUUUCAAAGUUUCUGAUAUUACUAUUCAUUUUAACUCAAGCACUUUUGUAGAUACACAUGCUCAGAAAGCUAAUUUGUAUCCGUGCUUGUCAUUUGUACAUUGAAUAAGUCUCCAGGACUAUUUUACUUGUGCCUGUAGCUUAGCCUCUGUGCUCUCUGGAAAAAAACAAAAACAAAACAACAACAACAAAAACCCCUCACUGCUUGGUUGUCAGUUUUUUCUUUUGCAUGUAUAUGAGAGGGCAUUACACGACAGAGAUGGAUGGAUUUUUCUAGAUAAGAGAAUUGUGGGUUUUCUUUUGCAAAAUGUAAUAUGCUGAUACGGUACUAUGAUGGUGUUACACAUCUGCAACUGUCGACACCUUUCAACACUGUGAGCGAAGUAAAUAGUAUGUCCCAUUAAAGAAUAAUACUUAUUUACUA
Molecule: messenger RNA, 5919 nt
Organism: Oreochromis aureus
Lineage: Eukaryota; Metazoa; Chordata; Actinopteri; Cichliformes; Cichlidae
Gene: pde5ab
Product: phosphodiesterase 5A, cGMP-specific, b
Exons: 22
Coding region: 202-2862 (886 amino acids)
Biological process (GO): signal transduction
Molecular function (GO): 3',5'-cyclic-GMP phosphodiesterase activity; protein binding
Source: RefSeq, a predicted model, not a curated record